AUGCAAAAGAGGCGGCAGCUCGACCGUGUUCCAAAGCGGCUUCGGACUCGGGGCGCCCUGAGGACAAUAUCUUCAGUGCUGUUUUUCGCGCGAUCUACCGAAGCCUUCUCGCCCCGUUGCGCUUUCGUGACGAGAAAGCCGUGUCACGCUAAAUCCACCUCCCGGCGUUUCAUUUUCGCUCCGAAGGGAUCGGGAUAUUUUCGUCCGGAGGAUGAAGAAAGCGUCCUGCCAAAAACCUACGAGCCCAUGAUGGAAUAUCCAGGAACGAUGCGUCCGGGCCGUACUCCGGAAAACAUGCCUUUCCACGAUUUACCAAUUGGUGACAAUGAUCCAGAUCCAGUACCUUGGCCUCACUUUCAACAAAUCGAGUGGCAUCAUCAGUGGGACCCCCCGCACGAACACCCCAUCCCGAUGGAGGACUUUAUCGAAAUGCACGGUCGCUGGGCUACUCCAGAAAUGGAAGCCGCCAUGCGAGCCGGUGUGCGACGGGACGUCCGGGAUCGACGUGAACAGGCCGAAGCCGAUAAAAGGGACAUGAUUAUUACGGAUGACGAUGAAGAUGAUGACAUCGCAGAUAUUGAGAAUGAUCCCAUAUCUUUGGGCGAUGGCAUGUUCGGAAAGCUUGGAUCGGAUGCGGAUCGACUCGAAACUGCCGCAGCUACAGCGGCACCCAAGAAGGGAGAAAUCGUGGAUGAUGCAGAUGAGGACGAGGACGAUGGUGCACUGGACGACUUCCUACUGGAUCUAGGCUUGGAUGCGGAGCUGGACGACGAUUCUGAUUCUUUGGACGACAAGAAGUCUUCCUCGAAAAAAAGUAGUACAAAGAAGGACGAUGACCUCGAUUUGGACGCGGCCCUGGGUUUUACGAACGACGAAGAUGAUGACGACGAUGAUGAGUCUAGUGUUGUCAAGAGUAACAGGGGAACUACGGCUAUGAUAAAUGUAGAUGACGAUAGCGACUUAGAGUUUGGGCUCGAUGACGACGAUGAUAUCGAUGAUGGUGUUGACACGGUACCAUUGGAUGACUUCAACGACAGCGAGAAUCUCGACACGGAAGAUGUAUUUGACGACGGUGGCUUUGAUUUUGAUGACGGUGAUGGUGGUGGCGAUGGCGGCGACAGCUGGUAGUGUUUUCAUAGACCUUGUGCAAAAGAC
This is a messenger RNA of Phaeodactylum tricornutum CCAP 1055/1, 1155 nucleotides long. RefSeq lists its product with no specific name. The record is from RefSeq and is a predicted model, not a curated record. Lineage: Eukaryota; Bacillariophyta; Bacillariophyceae; Surirellales; Neidiaceae. Bases 1 to 1128 code for a protein of 375 amino acids. The transcript has a single exon.